Molecule: messenger RNA, 1554 nt
Organism: Danaus chrysippus (African queen)
Lineage: Eukaryota; Metazoa; Arthropoda; Insecta; Lepidoptera; Nymphalidae
Source: the annotation of a GenBank genome assembly
AUGACCGCUACGGAGUUAGAGAAUACAACCAAAACUUUUAAAUUUUCUUUUCCAACAUGCACGAACGAAGAUCUGUUGUUCAAAUUAGAAGUUCCAGUGGAGAUACCUUACCCAGGCUCAACGAGGGAGCUGGUGCAAAGGAUAUUAAAAAUGUUCCAUAUUCCUGUAUAUUUGGAAGAUGAUCUUAAUGAGAAAUUGGCUGAUUUUGUAUCAGAAGAAACAAAAAACUUUCACCACAAUCGUGAUGCUGCACUGAUUGACCAAUUGAAGAACAAUGAACUAGAUUUGGAAGGUAUUAUCAAGAAUUGGGAGAAGCAAUUUAAAAAUGUAGUUGAUUUUGCUGAACAGAAAGGAUCUUCAGACGAGGAGGUGUUUGCUGCUGCUUAUCACAAGCUGGUGCACUCUCCGGCUCUGGAGACGAUACUACAAGUAGAGAGUGCUUACGCUAAGACUGUCAUGGAUAUGAUUCAGAACAGAGACGAGGACAUCAAGAAGCUUACCAAGAGGCAAACAGAAGAAAUGGAAGAAAAAAUCCGUCUUCUGAACACUUCAACUACUGAAGAGGAGAUCAACACAUUAGCAGCUAAACAUUUUGAAGCUCAGAGCCUUGCGACCGGGCGGUGGGACUCACAGCUUGAUGCCUUGAAACACACACAGAGAGCCGAGCACCGCGCCUGGCUCAUGAACGCUAUCAAUGAAUAUCAGACUGAGGAGAAAAUUACUCCCAGUAACUCCCCCCUGUGUUCGUACGCGUCCCUGCCCCCCGCGCCCUCCGCCCCCGCCGCCCUGCUGGAGGAGAGCUUCACCAUCCACCUCGGCUCUCAGCUCAAACAGACACACAACAUCAGGCUCGUGUGUGCUGACAUGUUGGACCUGUGUGCGAGGGACCGGGCUGACGGUGGCGUGUCUCUGAGUCUGUACUCGAGCGAGUUGUCCGGCGCGGUGUUGGUGUGCGAGGCUCGUCCAUCCCGAUCCCCCUUGACCAGCCUCCCGCGAGUCACCGACCAUCACUUCCCCGACCUGCACGACCAGCUCCGGCGAAUAGAGGAGGCCGUCGCCGAGCCGGCCGAGGCGCGCAACAGGAGCCGGUCGGAGCGCGAGUCCCGGCGGCGCGCGCUGCGUGCGGGGGACGUGUUCGUGACGCGGCACAGCGACCUGGCGCAGCACGUGGUGUUCCACCUGGUGGCCGACGAGGACGAGCUGCGGUCGGCCGAGCUGAGCUCGCGGCACCGCGCGCUGCUGGGCCUGCGGGAGGUGCUGCUGGCCGCGCACAGGAACGACGUGAGCAGCGUGGCGCUGCCGCUGCUGCUGCGGCGCGAGCUGGGCGAGGACGCCACGGCCGCCUGGUGCCUGCGCCGCGCUGAGCUCGUGCUCAAGUGCGUCAAGGGGUUCGUGCUGGAGGCGAGCGCGGCGGGCGGCGCGCGCCUCACCACGCUCACGGCCGCCGUGCCAAAGGACGCGCGCGCUCUCUUCCCCGCGCUGGCCGCGCUGCUGCCCGCCGUGUUCAGGGUGGCCGGCCCGCUGAGACCCAGGCUGCCCUCCGGACCGGUCUAG